Lottia gigantea (owl limpet) is the source of this 204-nucleotide messenger RNA. RefSeq lists its product as hypothetical. The transcript is spliced from 2 exons. Bases 1 to 204 code for a protein of 67 amino acids. Lineage: Eukaryota; Metazoa; Mollusca; Gastropoda; Lottiidae. The record is from RefSeq and is a predicted model, not a curated record.
AUGUAUGAGAAAUGUUGGCAGGAUGAAAUGUAUUUGAAAUGUUGGCAGGAUGAAAUAUAUUUGAAAUGUUGGCAGGUUGAAAUGUAUGAGAAAUGUUGGCAGGAUGAAAUGUAUUUUAAAUGUUGGCAGGUUGAAAUGUAUGAGAAAUGUUGGCAGGUUGAAAUGUAUGAGAAAUGUUGGCAGGUUGAAAUGUUGGCAGGUUGA